Molecule: messenger RNA, 1888 nt
Organism: Fragaria vesca subsp. vesca
Lineage: Eukaryota; Viridiplantae; Streptophyta; Magnoliopsida; Rosales; Rosaceae
Product: shaggy-related protein kinase kappa-like
Exons: 13
Coding region: 336-1592 (418 amino acids)
Biological process (GO): protein phosphorylation; signal transduction
Cellular component (GO): cytoplasm
Molecular function (GO): protein serine/threonine kinase activity; ATP binding
Source: RefSeq, a predicted model, not a curated record
UUAGGGAGAAAGAAAUAGGACAGAGAGAGAGAUAUUACAAGCGGAGGUUUGUAGUAAAAGAAUCUAGUCCAAAGAAAAAGGAAAAAAAAGAAAGAAAGCUAGUACCAGAAUGAAAAGCUGAUACUAGUAUCAUCUCUCCGAUCAAGCUUGAUUUGUGGCUGCUGCUGAAAUCUCCAAAAUCGAAGUAGAAAAUGCGCGAGGAAGCCUCUCUCAAACAGUUGCAGUGCUUUAAUUUGAUUGUUGAAGAUUAGGAAGAUAGGGGUGGUGGCUGGAAUGGGACGUACAAGUAGACACUAGUGCAAUUACUAGUAGUAGACUCUUCAUCCGACAUUUCCAUGGCGUCUGCUGGCAGUUCCAGGUCUGUGAAUGGCUUCAAGAGUUCGUCGUCUAGUUCUGUUGACUGGCUUGGUAGGGAGAUGCUUGAGAUGCGAUUGAAGGACAAGUCGGAUCAGCAUCCCGAUGAUGAUAGAGAUAGUGAGCCUGAUAUAAUUGAUGGUGCUGGUGCUGAAACAGGACAUGUAAUACGCACCACCGUUGGUGGUCGAGGCGGUCAGUCUAGACAGACAGUGAGUUAUAUUUCAGAACAUGUGGUUGGCACUGGCUCGUUUGGGGUUGUCUUCCAGGCAAAAUGUAGAGAAACUGGAGAGAUUGUUGCUAUCAAGAAGGUUCUCCAAGACAAGCGUUACAAGAACCGAGAGUUACAGAUUAUGCAAAUGUUGGAUCAUCCAAACAUUGUUUCCCUAAAACAUUGCUUCUUUUCAACUAGUGACAAAGAAGAGGUUUACUUGAAUCUCGUACUUGAAUUUGUUCCCGAAACUGUUUACCGUAUUGCAAGGAACUAUAGCAGGAUCAACCAGCGAAUGCCUCUAAUAUAUGUUAAACUUUAUACCUACCAGAUCUGUCGGGCACUUGCUUAUAUACAUAAUGGCAUUGGCAUCUGUCACCGUGACAUCAAGCCUCAAAACUUACUUGUAAAUCCACACACACAUCAGCUGAAACUUUGUGACUUUGGGAGUGCAAAAGUCUUGGUAAAAGGAGAACCCAAUGUAUCUUAUAUCUGCUCAAGAUAUUAUCGUGCUCCAGAACUGAUAUUUGGUGCCACUGAGUACACAAGUGCUAUUGAUAUUUGGUCUACAGGUUGUGUGAUGGCUGAACUUCUUCUUGGACAGCCCCUGUUUCCUGGUGAAAGUGGAGUUGACCAACUAGUUGAGAUCAUUAAGGUUUUGGGAACUCCAACAAGGGAGGAGAUAAAGUGCAUGAAUCCAAACUAUACUGAAUUUAAGUUCCCACAGAUAAAGCCCCAUCCAUGGCAUAAGGUAUUCCAAAAACGCUUGCCCCCAGAAGCAGUAGAUCUUGUUUGUAGAUUUUUCCAGUAUUCGCCAAAUUUGCGAUGCACUGCUUUAGAAGCUUGCAUUCACCCUUUCUUUGAUGAAUUGAGAGACCCAAAUACACGCCUUCCUAAUGGCCGCCCUCUCCCUCCUCUGUUCAAUUUCAAAACCCAAGAGCUUCAAGGAAUUGCACCUGAUAUUGUGAAUCGACUUAUUCCAGAGCAUGCCGGUAAGCAGAACUUGUUUAUGGCUUUACAUACCUAGCGACUUCUGUGAGUGUAUUUACUCACCUUUACCAUCCCACAGUUCCUACUCCAAUAUGGUCUUGUAUCAUAUCGUUCUUAUAUUUGGUUACCUCGGUUGAUUGUGAGUAAUGGUGUUAAGAGAGUUGCUAGAAUAAAUUAGUAAAUCUGAGGCUUUAGUUUGAGGAUGGAGGUGGGUUUUGUAUACUUAUUUGAGGAUCGAUAUCUAUUCGUUACAUGUGUUUAUUGUGACACAUACAAAAUACUCAAGUACGAUAAGAACUUUGGUAUCAUUAUUACACUUAUUUUCACAUUUGC